This is a messenger RNA of Photinus pyralis (common eastern firefly), 4849 nucleotides long. RefSeq names its product puratrophin-1-like. Gene Ontology annotation, molecular function: guanyl-nucleotide exchange factor activity. The coding region runs from base 16 to 4266 and encodes 1416 amino acids. NCBI's taxonomy places the organism in Eukaryota, Metazoa, Arthropoda, Insecta, Coleoptera, Lampyridae. The transcript has 18 exons. The record is from RefSeq and is a predicted model, not a curated record.
UCGUGAUCGCCUGCAAUGACCAGCUCCUUUGGAAAACUCCUUGCGUGUAUUCCGCAAAGAGGAUAUUUGUUUAUAUGCAGAUUUCUGAUUGUAAACAGUGAUAAAAAUGCCUAUUCAGGAUCAGCACCAUCUGGUUGGCCCCUAUCUUUGGGCGCAUCGGGUAUAAUCGUCCACCUCGGCCCGUUAUCGUCGACGUUAGUACGUCACGCGGAUUGCUACGUUUGCAUACGGACACGAAGCGCGCCCGGUCUCGAGCUAGCCCUUAUCUGGCGAAAUUCCGCCCAAUUUCACUGCCAAACGAUCGGGGAAUUCAAAAGUCCUCUACACAACUUAGAUGAAAUCAUGUGCUCAACCCUUCGGUCCGUAAUGGAUGUCGAAAGUCUUGCCAUAGACGAUUCGGAGGGGAUCGAACUGCCCGAGCUCCUGCAGAAUCUGCUCAUAUCCGUGGAGCACGCCAUCGAGAGGGUGCCCCUCGACGAUCUCGCCAAUCCCUGCCCUCAGUGCUUGCAGUACGUGCCUUUGGAACAGCAGGAGCAGACUUCCGGCGAUACGGUCUGUUCGUGCCAGUGCUCGUGCCGAUCGCCCGAGGCCGUGGUGCUCAAGAAAGAUACCUCGAUACAAACCAGUCCGAUGUUCGAGUUCGCCGGCCCAAUUCCGCACAUCGAUAGUGACGAGGAUGAAGAUCGAGAGUCGACAAAAACAAAUCUGCAAGGGAAGCGCGUGGAAGAAAUCGAAGUGCCUAAAAGGAUAACGGAUAUUCCUGAGAAGCUUCUCAUGUCCGGAAUCAAUUUGCCAGGUACCACGGACGCACAGGGAAGGCCGAUUCUGCUGUGCUACGCGGAAUGCAUCGCCAGGGCGGGUUUAAACAAGUACGAAAUUGCAAAGGUUCUUCUUUAUUACGGGUCCAUUCCGAGCGCCAAGGAGAAGGAAAAGGGUUUUACCGUUCUUCUGCUCGCCGAGACGGAUGAGAAAGAGGCGCUUGUGUCCUUAGACGAGGCCAUCGCGUUGGUUUCGCGCCUAAUCAAAGUAGUCAAUUUUCUCAUCUGGAAACCGACAACCAGUUCGGCACCUCGCCACUUACAAGCUAGUCAAUUGAAGGGAAUCGUUAUCACCGACGAAUCCAUCCUUGAAACGUACAUAAAAAAAGAUCAGUUACCAGCGAGCUGCGGCGGUUCCUGCACACACGACCAACUGGAAUGGGUCGAGUUCAUCAAGCAACUGGAGCCCUUCCUGAAUUCGUGUCAGGCGGCUGCACGAGCCUUACUUUCCGCUCUGUCUCAAUUACGAGGCGAAGAAAUUCCGGCGCAAGUGAAUAGAAGAUUUCUAAACCAUCAAUGCAGGCAAAUAUCGAAGGCGCUUCAAAACGAGUCGGUUCAAAAGUUGCGGCGAGACGGUCUGGUGACCUUUCAAAGUUUGGAGGACCGAACCCAGUGGCUGGGAGCGAGCAGAGAUGUGAGGAGGCUGGCGAAUUUCGCGAAUGCGUCAUUUCAGUCUGUGGAUCGCGUGGCCAAAAGGCUCGAGGAGCUUUCCACGCUGCGCAAAGAGCGGCUGAAGGAGCUGGCGAGGUUGCGAAGUUUGGAAGACGAGGCGGCAGUUUUGCUUUCCUGGAUUCGCAAAGUCGGGGAUGAAACACUUCGAAGUCAGACCAUGGCACUACGCGCGGUUGGUGACGUCGCAAGUGUGAAAGCUGUCGAAAAGGAUUUUGAAAAAUUUUACUUCGACGCUAUGAGGCAAAUUGAUCGAGUCGGUGACUUGGUCGACGAAUCCGGCAACAUUCCCGACGUGAAAGGGAAAAACCUGAAGGAAAACGCGACCGAUUUGAAGUCUCACGUCAAGAUUUUCAGCGAGAAACUGGAGGAGGUCAGGGAAAAUUUGGAAGAUGUAUCUCGGUGCCUCCAGUUGGUCGAUUCGACGGUUGGAAGUGCCGAGGGUGAAAACAUACGGAAGGUUGCGAUUAAAACGGGAAAUGAGAAGUUAGUCGAAUUAUACAAGGGUGUUCACCACUCUCAGCCACCUAAGCUGGAAGAGGACAAAGUUGAUCGUCUCCAAUACAUAUCAUCAUCAGAAUACGCGACGAGUACCCCAAUUAAAAUGCAGACCCAGCCCCUCCGAAGACGUUCCGUUAGUUCCAUAGCCUUCAUUUACAAAUGCAACCACCAUGCUGCCGGCGUUCCCUGCAGCUGCCACGAGUCGGACAUUGAAAACAGUGUGUCAUACAAGUUAAAGAAGAAGUACAUGCAAAGCCUACAAAGCUGCGGGUGUAGCCUAACGAACAGUACAAAGGAAACGCUUGAUCGUAAAAACAGUUUAACCCUAGACGGAAUAAAGGAGGUGCGCGAGAGUGUAGAAAAUUUAUUAGAAAAAAUUGACAGUUCGGAUUCACGUUUAAGUGGGUGUGGCCGUUGUGAUAGUGGUGUUUCGACCGCGGACAAUUCGCUUGGUGACGAUAGUGUCUACAAAAAGAAACUGCAAAGUACUUGUUCGUGCCAGUUCUAUAGUGAAAGUUGUACCUUGUGCAGUACGGGCAGCUCCAGCACCGGAUCUAAUCAAGACCAUACAGAAAACCAGCAGGAUAGCAUCACGGAGGAGGGUAGUGAUGGUUUUGGAAAAAGCGGUAGCGAUGACAUUGAAGACGAUCAUUUUGGCGAAAGCAGGAAAAAGGUGCCUCCCAUUUCAGCCAACAGCCACUUACAUUGCCAUGCCUCAACUUUCCACUUACCAGUCGACUCCUUCGAUUCGCACACCGAUCCAAAAACUCAGAAAACUCUCUUAUUCAUAAUGCGAGAGAUGAUACAUACUGAGAGAGAUUACGUCAAAUCCCUGGAUUAUAUAAUUGAAAACUACAUACCCGAGCUAAUGAGGGACGAUAUACCUCAAGCGUUACGUGGACAACGUAAUGUAAUAUUUGGAAAUGUGGAAAAGAUUUACGAGUUUCACAGUCAGCACUUUCUAAGGGAACUGGAGCAGUGCGAAAAUAAUCCGUUGCAGGUCGGACAGAUCUUCCUAAAGCAUAGCAAGAAAUUUUAUUUGUACGCUCUGUACAACAAAAACAAGCCAAAGUCAGAUUCGUUGCUGUCCGAAUACGGGACGAUCUUUUUUAAGACCAAGCAGUUGCAAUUGGAGGAUAAGAUGGACCUGGCCAGUUACCUGCUGAAGCCGGUACAGCGCAUGGGAAAGUACGCGUUACUCUUGCAGCAGAUGAUGAAAGCUUGCCCCCCUCUAGCACCUGGCGCUUCAGAGAGAGCAAUUUCUGAACAAGACGAUCUGAAGCAAGCCGAAGAGAUGGUACGUUUCCAACUGCGCCAUGGCAAUGACUUACUGGCGAUGGAUUCCAUUCGGGAUUGCGAUGUCAAUUUAAAGGAACAAGGAAAGCUAAUAAGGCAAAAUGAAUUUUUGGUGUGGGAGGGACGUACGGGUAAAAAGACGUUGCGACAAGUAUUCCUGUUCGAGGAGUUGAUACUGUUUAGUAAAGCCAGAAGGUUUCCCGAUAGAAAGAAUCUAGACUUAUUUAUCUACAAAAACAGUAUUAAACUGACGGAUAUCGGACUGACCGCCAAAAUAGGCGAUAGCCCUACGAAGUUUGAAAUAUGGUUUAGGAAACGUAAGCCCAACGACACCUUUACUAUUCAAGCAACCUCGGAGGAUUGCAAGAAGGCCUGGGCUGAGGAGCUUUCGCAAUUGCUGUGGAAACAGGCGAUUAGGAAUCGAGAGGUAAGAAUGGCCGAAAUGUCUUCAAUGGGAAUUGGAAAUAAACCGUGCCUGGAUAUCCGACCGAGCGUCGACCAAAUUAGUGAUCGGUCCAUUAGCUUCGCCCAGCUUAGUAAAACUGCGCCACGAUUUCGUAACUCGAUCGCCGGUCCCAUAAUUGAAUCGUGUCGAAGUACAAAAAGACCUCACUCUGUGAUUUCCAUGUCGAGUAUAUCAUCGAGUAGUACCAGUUCGGGCGGAUCAAUUGGAGGUGCCGUAACUACGCCAACGUCUGCAGCCGCACCAGUAUUAUUUGAACCUUUCUGUGGGAGUCCAAAGUUCUGUCGAAGAUCUGGAACUCUAAAUAGUCAAUGUUCAACAGAAAGUGGGAUUAUAGCAGAUAUUUCGAUGGGUCCUGAAGAUUGCCACGACAAUUCACACACCUAUUGGCCUUUGGAGAAAUCAAAUUCUCAACACUCGACUAGUUCAAUGAAGUCUAACACAACUACGCCUACACUGUCAGAUGACACACAAAUAACUAUAUAUCACGUGCCAGAAGAUUUACCUAUUAAUAUUUAGUGUGUAACGAACAUUUACUUAUAGGUAUCUAUUUAAAUAGAUUAUAUGAAGUAGAGGAUUGACCAAAAAUGUUCAAAUCGUUGUGUCAUUAAACACGAAGAUUUAAACGUGAGAAAUUCACUUUUGUACUAUAUUUGCUGUUGAAUGCAACUUGCAUGAUAUUUAAUAAUUUAUUUUCAGAGAGUUCAGCUAUUGUAAAUAUUUGUUUUUAUACUUACUUUAUGAUAGUGCAGUGCUAUAUGCAAAUCACACACUUCAAUAAAUACCGAAAUUAUUAAAUUUCAUAUCACAUCAUGUACAUAUAGUACCUAUCGGCAUUUUGAUGAACGUUUAGGUGUCCCAACUUUAUGUGGUGUUCAAUAAAAAAUCCAAGCCUUAAAAUUGUCUUACGAGUUAGUUCCACUACAGAAUUUUGAUUAAAGUUCAGUUUUCUUGCCAAUUUAUAAUAUCUUCUGUAAAAAAAUUAUUUGAAAAUUGGAUAAUAAUUUGUUAAGUAGCGCUUGUAGUGCAACAUACUAAUAUUUUUAUGGAAUACGUAUAACACAAUGUACUGUAAGAGCAUGUAUGAUUUUUAUAUAUUUAC